AUGGAGGUGGUUGGAAAUACUUCAACUUUCCUCACCACACUACUCAUCGAAGUGACUGAGGAUUAUCUCGGUGAAUCCGAAGAUCCCCCGGAUGUGACAAUGCCACAAGGAAUAGAAGAGUGUCCACUUGUCCCAUACGACGGAAUAUCGUCAUCAACACCACCGCCAGGAGUUCUAUUUUUCAACGUGCUCGGACAAAAGCUUAUGUCGAAAAUUGUAGGGGACGUACUUGGUGCAAGGAGUGAGGUACAUACCCAUCGGUUUUAUUCUAUCGCUAUGUACGUCGAACAGACUCAAUAG
Messenger RNA from Haemonchus placei, 300 nucleotides. The record is from the annotation of a GenBank genome assembly. NCBI's taxonomy places the organism in Eukaryota, Metazoa, Nematoda, Chromadorea, Rhabditida, Trichostrongylidae.